UGUUAUGCAACCAAAACUCGCCUCUGCCUACACAGUACUCCGUGGUGACGACUGCUUUUGCCAGCCUGAGCUUGCCCACAGUGGCAAUCUGCUUAGUAUUCCACUACUGAGACUCAUAUAUCGUCUGGUCACCAUGUCGACCCCUUCACCCGCUCCCGAGCCCUCCUCAUACACCGCCAUGGACAGCGACGUCGAAGCCAUAGGCAGGCACUGCGAGUUUGCUUACUGCCAUCAACUGGAUUUCCUCCCCUUCCGCUGCGACUCCUGCCACCAUACCUUCUGCCUCGACCACCGAACCGAGACCGCACAUAAAUGCCCUCGCGCAGGCGAAUGGGCAAGCAACAGACGGCGCAACAGCGUCGGCCGAACCUCAGGCACUUCAACACCCAAACCAGACCAUUCGAACGCCGUACAAUGUAGCAAUCCAACAUGCAAGACAUUCAUCAACACUUUACAAAACACGGGCGUGCAUUGCCAGCACUGUAAUCGGGGUUACUGCCUGAAACACCGCAUGCGGGAAGAUCACGACUGUAAGAACCUCAUACCGUUGGGAGCGAGACCAAUCGACAUCGCUAUGCAAAGCAACAAAGAAAAGAUCAGGCUCGGCUUCGGACGAUUAAAACAAUGGGGCAAGAAUCAGCAGGAGACGCUACGGCCUAAACCCAAACCUUCGAGUCGCGCAGCGCAACUGGCCGAGUUGAACACCCUGAAAAAGAACGCCAAAGGCGAUGACAAGCUACCCUCCGAGAAACGGGUAUAUCUGCAUGUCGAGGCUGAGGCUGCGAGUACGACGAGCAAACUACCUAGGGCGGAUCUGUUCUUCUCACAAGAUUGGCCCGUGGGUAGGUUGCUUGAUGAGGCUGCGAAGAGGCUGCAGGUCGCAAACGUGAACAACAGGGUAGAGACGGAGGAGCAGAAGUUAAGAGUGUAUCACGUCGAAGCGGGAAGACUACUGGAGUUCUCUGAGAAGGUCGGGAAGGCUCUCAUCAAUGGGAACACUGUAGUACUGUUGAGGGGGGUCGGACCGAGGGAGGCUCAGGCAUGAUAGACGACCUCUGUUGUUGCUGUUGGCGACCCGACGAAUGCAUAUGCCAGCGACUUGAUCUGCAAUGCUUAGCGACGGCGUUAUUAGGAUAUAUCCCACAUUUACUCAUUUAGUCGAACUUUUUGCCAUGAGAAAUCGAGAUAGAGACGGGCCUCGUACUGCCGGAUUAGGCAACCACUCUACGACCACUUCAUUCCAUACCAGGUAGUUCUGCGGUUUGCGGUGCUCGGGGGUGGCCGAUAGUGGGAGCACGUACUUCGUACAGUGGAUGAGACGCGAUGUUGCUCAUCACGUUGCUUUGAUGAGGUAAAUCAAUGGACAAAGUUCUCACCGAG
This is a messenger RNA of Exophiala xenobiotica, 1380 nucleotides long. RefSeq lists its product as uncharacterized. Gene Ontology annotation, molecular function: zinc ion binding. The transcript has a single exon. NCBI's taxonomy places the organism in Eukaryota, Fungi, Ascomycota, Eurotiomycetes, Chaetothyriales, Herpotrichiellaceae. The coding region runs from base 5 to 1045 and encodes 346 amino acids. Gene Ontology annotation, cellular component: cytoplasm. The record is from RefSeq and is a predicted model, not a curated record.